AUGGAGUCGUGGGAUUCGAGCACGCUAUCGACGGUCAAGAAGAUCCCGCUGCUGACGCACAAGGCGGGCCCCCGGGACGGCGACGCGUGGGUCGCGCGCCUCAAGGAGGAGUACACCGCGCUCAUCGGGUACGUGCAGUCGAACAAGGCGAACGACAACGACUGGUUCACCGUGAGCAGCAACAAGGAAGGGACGAAGUGGAGCGGGAAGUGCUGGUACGUCCACGAGCUCGUGAGGUACGAGUUCGCCCUGCAGUUCGAGGUCCCGGUGACGUACCCGGCGACGCCGUUCGAGAUCGAGCUCCCGGAGCUGGACGGGAAGACCGCGAAGAUGUAUAGGGGCGGGAAGGUGUGCCUGACGAUUCACUUCAAGCCGCUGUGGGCGAAGAACGCGCCGCACUUUGGGAUCGCGCACGCGCUGUGCUUAGGGUUAGCGCCGUGGCUCGCCGCGGAGGUGCCGGCGCUCGUCGAGCGCGGCGUCAUCGAGGAGUUCGCGAAGUGA
Micromonas pusilla CCMP1545 is the source of this 501-nucleotide messenger RNA. RefSeq lists its product as uncharacterized. The record is from RefSeq and is a predicted model, not a curated record. Gene Ontology annotation, cellular component: cytoplasm. Lineage: Eukaryota; Viridiplantae; Chlorophyta; Mamiellophyceae; Mamiellales; Mamiellaceae. Gene Ontology annotation, molecular function: UFM1 conjugating enzyme activity. The transcript has a single exon. The coding region runs from base 1 to 501 and encodes 166 amino acids. Gene Ontology annotation, biological process: protein K69-linked ufmylation.